Molecule: messenger RNA, 332 nt
Organism: Lathyrus oleraceus (garden pea)
Lineage: Eukaryota; Viridiplantae; Streptophyta; Magnoliopsida; Fabales; Fabaceae
Product: dolichyl-diphosphooligosaccharide--protein glycosyltransferase subunit 4A
Exons: 1
Coding region: 50-163 (37 amino acids)
Source: RefSeq, a predicted model, not a curated record
UUUUCUAAUUAUAUUUAGUUUUGAUUGUGAUGUUCAGGAAAAGAAAAAGAUGAUUGAUGAUGAAGCUUUGGGAUUCAUUGCCAACUCUCUUGGCAUUUUCAUUUUUGCUUUGGUUAUAGCAUAUCAUUUGGUUAUCGCCGAUCCCAAAUAUGAAGCCAAUUAGAUACUAUCAUUAUCAUGUAUUCAAGACACAAUUUUGUUGGAUUCAGUUUUGUUGAUCCAUCUGUUUGAUGAGUUUAUUUAUAAAAACAUUUUGUAGCUUAUAACACCUAAUAAAAUUCUGAGUAUUUGAAAGUUGGUAUUUAACCAUAUUUCAUUGCCAUUGGUUUAUA